AUGGAUACUGGAGAUUUAAAUUUACCUGCAUAUAAAUAUCAACUUGAACAAGUAGAAAUAGCAUUGAAAGCAAAACCAGAUGAUCCUGAAUUACUCAAACUUAAAGUUGAUCUUGAAGAAGUUAUACAAAUAACAGCUGAAUUACUUGGUUGUGAUCCAUCCAUUUUAAAUUCAGAUGAAACAGGAGCAUCAUCAACAACAAAUUAUGAAGCAGCAUCAUCGAGUUAUGCAUCAACAUCACAAGCAAACAAUCCAGCAUCGACAUCAACAGCUCGUACAGCUAUUAAAUGGAAAACAGGUGAUCGAUGUUUAGCACCAUGGAAUGAAGAUGGAAAGUACUAUGAAUGUACAAUUGAUGAUGUACUUGAUGAUGGUACAUGUACAAUUGUUUUUGAUGGAUUUGAAUCAGCACCAUUAACUGUUGUUCGAGUAUCAAAAUUAAAACCAUUCGAUCGAACACGUUCUGGUUUAAGUGGAAUAAAAUCAGCUGCUAAUCGAGCUAAGACAAAACGAGAAUUGGAACAACGUUUACGUGAACUUAAACGUCGAAAGAAAGAUAAGAAAGUUGCUAAAUUAAAAGAAUUCGAAGAAGAACGUGAAAAAGAUAAAAAACGUUGGACAGAUUUUAAUUCAAAAUUAACUAGUCGAACAUGGAAAGGUGUUGUAUCAAAAUCGAUGGUUAAAACUGAUAAAAAAAACGAGCAAUUACGUGGUACAACAAAUGGCUAUUUAGUUUCACAUUAUAAACCAGCUCAACCACGUCCUUAA
Adineta steineri is the source of this 768-nucleotide messenger RNA. NCBI's taxonomy places the organism in Eukaryota, Metazoa, Rotifera, Eurotatoria, Adinetida, Adinetidae. The record is from the annotation of a GenBank genome assembly.